This is a messenger RNA of Symbiodinium natans, 729 nucleotides long. The record is from the annotation of a GenBank genome assembly. NCBI's taxonomy places the organism in Eukaryota, Dinophyceae, Suessiales, Symbiodiniaceae.
AUGGGUACCACUGGGCGAGUGGUUCGGCAAAUGAAAAUGGCAAGAAGGGUGAGCUCCUGUCCUUCACUGCCGGCCUGGCUGAUGGAUUGUAUCGUCGCAACUCGUCUCGCUGUCGUGAAACCAUCCGCAGCUUUGACUGUAGCCAGCUACCAGCGACUGUACACUACGUCACGGACAGUUCUUUUUCCAGAGUUGUUUCUGGAUCUUGUUGAGCAGUUUCCGCUGGCAAAGGUAGUCCUGACCAACAGGAACGCAUCGGAUUGGGCACGACGGCGUAGGGAGCGACUAGCUCUGCUACCGGUUCAACGGCCAUGCGGCUUCUGGAUCGAUGACUAUUCCGAUGAGGACGUUGCUAUCAUGUUCGAAGCCCACGACGACCUUGUCAGAUGGGAGAAAUGCCCGACGCGGCAGGUCGUCAACCCGACACCGCAGAACCUGAGCUUUGCUGUCGACAUCGUGUGUUUGCUUCGUGAGAAGCAGCGAUGCCGCAAUGAUCUUUCUCGGCUUCAGCCAGAGGACAAGGAAGUCUUGCAACUGGCAGGGGAGGGCCUUUUGCCUUCUAUGUGCAGGGACGUCUUAGAUAUCCUUCCGUGUGGUUUCGUCAAGAAGAACCGUGCAGCAGAGAUACCUCCCCCGGUUUCCAAGCCUGUGCUGUUUGGCCAAAUCCAGCGAGAAGCAUUGACAUCGGAGAACUGGCAGGUGCUGCCCACGCUGGGCUCAGCAUGCUAG